Molecule: messenger RNA, 936 nt
Organism: Aureobasidium namibiae CBS 147.97
Lineage: Eukaryota; Fungi; Ascomycota; Dothideomycetes; Dothideales; Saccotheciaceae
Exons: 1
Coding region: 1-936 (311 amino acids)
Source: RefSeq, a predicted model, not a curated record
AUGGCACCUUCUCAAAAUACGCGUAGCAGCGGGAAUCCUCUAGUAGCACCUCUACCCGCAUCGACCAGAGCAAGUCGUGCUGUAGCCCCUGUUCCUGCAGCCCCUGUUCCUACAGUUCCUGUUCCUGCAAUUCCUGUGCCCGCAGCCCCUUGGGGUAUGGCAGCACUUCCUGUGGAGAUUGCAAGAAUGUUCUGGGAAGCCGACAAUGAGGGCUCCAAACACAAGGAAUUGACUCUCACGUUCCAACCACCACUUGUACCACUAGCAAAUACUGCGCCAUGGCUGCCUAAUGAUCACCCCCUACACCAUUUAUCAGCAAGUAAGCCUCCCGCAGGCAGUGACGAUCUAUGGCUACUCAAAGGGCACUUUCCGUCUCAUGUAUCAAGACACACAUGUUACGUGGCAGAUGAGACUUACCCAUUCGGAAUCAUACGGCAAAACGAACGAGGCUUGAUUGUUCGGAUUGACAUCUCCGUUUCGGAUCGAAACCGUAGUCUGAGGACCAUCUGCUCAGCCCUCAGCACAAAUGGGGAUCUCGAUCAGAAGAUCCAUCGAAUCGAAAUGGCGGGAUGGCGCUCCAUCUCGUUCUCUGCUCUUGUCUACCUGAUCCUAGAGUGUGGAAAUUAUCCUCAUCUACAGGCACGAAUCGCCGCUGGUGAGUUUCAUUGGGCCGACGGCUACUCGGUGCAUAUGAAAAGGUUGGCACAUACCCUUCGCGACGAUAUCUUCCAAUAUGGUACGCUCCCCGAGGGAAUUGAUUAUGUCCCUACGGUAGCAAAGAAAGUCUGGAAAUAUCUGAACCCGCCCAUCGACCAGCCGGUGGGUAUACCCACAACAGCGCUGUGGCAAUGGAAUGACCGUAGGACAAUUCGCUCGUGGAUGAACACAGGAUUCUUUCACAGUCAUACCUGGCAAGAAGCACUUCAGCAGAGUUGA